Molecule: messenger RNA, 2578 nt
Organism: Aspergillus sclerotioniger CBS 115572
Lineage: Eukaryota; Fungi; Ascomycota; Eurotiomycetes; Eurotiales; Aspergillaceae
Gene: lysF
Product: homoaconitase LysF
Exons: 1
Coding region: 55-2367 (770 amino acids)
Biological process (GO): L-lysine biosynthetic process
Molecular function (GO): homoaconitate hydratase activity; 4 iron, 4 sulfur cluster binding
Source: RefSeq, a predicted model, not a curated record
CUUUCUUCUUAGCAGUCAGUCUUCUUCAUACUCCCACGCCUCUCAGCAAGCAACAUGCAGUCGCGACUGUUGCCCUCCGGCCCUAGGCGCUGGGUCUCCCUUCGUUGCCCCGUGACUCCGCAACGACGAGCGUUCGCCUCAACCCGGCUCUUUUUCCAGGAUACUGGUGUCUUCCAGUCACAGCUGGAGGACCCUGCCUCCGCUGCCAUCUUUGCCUCCCUGCAGACCUCCAGGGCCAUUCCACAGACCCUGACGGAAAAAAUCGUCCAAAAAUACUCGGUAGGCUUGGCCAGUGAUAAGUUCGUCAAAUCCGGCGACUAUGUUACCAUUUCACCCCAUCGGAUCAUGACCCAUGACAACUCCUGGCCCGUCGCCUUGAAGUUCAUGUCGAUCGGUGCGUCCAAAGUGCAUGAUCCCAAACAGAUCGUGAUGACUCUUGACCACGAUGUCCAGAACAAAUCGGACAAGAACCUUCAGAAGUAUCGCCAGAUUGAGGAGUUCGCGAAGCAGCAUGGCGUUGAGUUCUACCCGGCAGGACGAGGAAUUGGUCACCAGAUCAUGGUGGAGGAAGGAUUUGCUUGGCCUGGCACACUCGUGGUUGCCUCGGACAGUCACAGUAAUACCUAUGGUGCACUUGGCGUUGUCGGUACUCCAAUUGUGAGAACCGAUGCAGCUAGUAUCUGGGCGACAGGUAAGACGUGGUGGCAAAUUCCUCCAGUGGCCAAGGUUACCCUUACUGGAGUUCUGCCACCGGGCGUGACUGGCAAGGAUGUGAUCGUUGCCCUGUGCGGUCUAUUCGGCAAGGACGAGGUUCUGAACCACGCAAUCGAGUUCACUGGCUCUGAGGAGACCAUGAGAAGUCUAUCUAUGGAUAAUCGGUUGACUAUUGCCAAUAUGACGACGGAAUGGGGUGCACUGUCAGGACUGUUUCCCAUGGACAGUGUCCUCAAGGGUUGGCUUAAGGGCAAGGCCACCACUGCUGCCAUGGGGCUCGCUGAUGGGCCAUUCAAGACUCUGGCCCCUCAUCAUUUCACUCACCCGCUUGUGGAGCAGCUGUUUGAGAACCCGCUCACUGCGGAUAAGGGUGCAAAGUACGCUAAGGAGCUCUUCCUGGACCUUUCAACCCUUUCUCCAUACAUCUCUGGACCCAACUCUGUUAAAGUGGCAACGCCCCUUAAGGAGCUGGAAGCACAGGAUAUCAAAGUCAACAAGGCCUACCUGGUCUCCUGCACAAACUCGAGGGCUUCGGAUAUCGCCGCUGCUGCUAAGGUGUUCAAGGAGGCCGCGGAGAAGGAUGGUGGUAAAAUCCCCAAAAUUGCCCAUGGUGUGAAGUUCUACAUCGCUGCAGCAUCCAUCCCAGAGCAGCUCGCAGCGGAAGGGACUGGUGACUGGCAGACACUCCUGGAAGCUGGAGCCACGCCUCUCCCCGCAGGAUGCGGGCCUUGCAUCGGCCUCGGAACAGGACUGCUGGAGCCCGGCGAGGUCGGCAUCAGUGCAUCGAACCGCAACUUUAAGGGACGUAUGGGAAGUACUGAAGCCAAGGCGUACUUGGGUAGUCCCGAGGUUGUUGCCGCGAGUGCUCUCAGCGGAAAGCUUAGCGGUCCUGGCUGGUACCAGACCCCUGAGGGCUGGACCGAGGUUGUCCGAGGCGAGGGCGAUGGCAUUCGUGAGGAGGACCGGAUGCUUACCAAUGAACAAGCCCUUGAGAAGCUGAUCGGUCAGCUUGACGAUCUUGUCGCUGAUGGAGAGAAGCGCUUUGCUCCGGAGGAAACGGCCGAGGAGGAGGGCGGCCUGACAGAAGUGUACCCUGGAUUCCCCGAACGAGUCUCUGGCGAGAUUGUGUUCUGUGAUGCAGACAAUCUAAGUACAGAUGGGAUCUAUCCGGGCUUCUGGACCUAUCAAGAUAAUGUCACCGUGGAAAAGAUGGCGGAGGUGUGCAUGUCCAACUACGAUGCUCAGUUCUCCUCGAUCGCGAAGGAGGGUGAUAUCCUUGUUAGUGGAUUCAACUUCGGCUGUGGUAGCUCCCGCGAGCAGGCAGCCACUGCUCUUCUGGCGAAGAAAAUCCCUCUCGUCGUGGCGGGUAGCUUUGGCAACAUCUUCUCCCGCAACAGCAUCAACAACGCCCUGAUGGGUCUGGAGGUUCCGCGUCUGAUCAGCCGUCUGCGCGAGGAAUUUGGCGAAAAGCAGCCUACCCGUCGAACUGGCUGGACUCUGACUUGGGAUGUCCGGAGGAGUCAGAUUGAGGUCCAGGAGGGACAGAACGGGUCCAAGUGGACACACAAGGUGGGCGAGCUGCCGCCAAACGUGCAGGAGAUCAUUGCCAAGGGUGGUCUGGAGAAAUGGGUCAAGAACGCCAUCGAAGCGUGAGAAGCGUGAGAAGCGUGAGAGAUGUAGGAAAUGAAAGGCGCGACCGUCGACAACUGAUUCUUAUGAUACCCUAGCCUUCCAGUCUUCGUUUUGGGGAUGCUGUGUGGAUGUUUCUUUCGGUCGAGAUGCAUGGGAUGAUUGUAUGUAUAGGUGGGAGUCCAAAAUUAGAUUUACUUUCAGUCAUGGGGCAAAAUAUACGAUUAGUUAAGUU